Fusarium venenatum is the source of this 2049-nucleotide messenger RNA. RefSeq lists its product as uncharacterized. NCBI's taxonomy places the organism in Eukaryota, Fungi, Ascomycota, Sordariomycetes, Hypocreales, Nectriaceae. The record is from RefSeq and is a predicted model, not a curated record.
AUGAAAGAAACCAAGCAACCAGAGUUGCGAAACCUCAUGAUAUCCGAAAAUGUAUCUGAAGUUCAUUCCGAUGAACUGAAAGAAUCACUUCGGCAAUCUUCACCAUCAUGGCUUAUGAGAGUGGGUUUCUCUAUACCUCUUCUCAUCAUCCCAAUUGCCUAUACCAUUCUCCUCGUCAUAAUGGGUUAUCUCCAUGGAAAAAAGCAGUCCUCUUUCGGCGAUACGGUGCUUGAGGUUAUCAGUGUCGCUUCUACGUUAUGGCCUAUCUUAUUCGCAGCGGUCCUCGGUCCACUACUGAAGACUAUCGCACUCUUCCGUGCCGAACGAGGUUCGACAUUAGGCUCUCUGGAGUUCCUGUUGGCCAGUCAGACCACAGCAUCUGCUCUGAAAAACUUCAUAACCAUGGGCUGGAUCGGCAGCUGGGUUGUAGUUGUUCUUUCAGUAUGGUCCCUUAGUCCUUUGGGAGGUCAAGCCGCGCUCCGUUCGUUGCAUCGCCAGCAGAAUCCUCUAUGGAUGGAAACACGAGCAGCAUACUAUCUCGGCAACAAUAGAAGUGAGAUCUACCAGUAUUAUCGUGAUGGAGCGAGCGUGUUUUUUGGUGCAUCUGCUGCGGCAUCCUUGAUUUCCAAUAUGAGAACCAUUCUUUCUGCCUCGUUCUCAAAACAGGACACUUUAGUCUCUCAUGCCAAUAGCAGCAGUCCUUAUUACAAUAGUACGAUUGCGGAUAUUGGAGGUCAAUGGGAAGCUUCACGCAGUGGACGCAGAGAUCUCUGGCGGAACGUCCGCAUUCCUUUCAUUGAACUAUUGCCCGAGUACAGGAGCGACAACCCACAUGCCUGGGUACCAGUUCCUGAGGAUGAAAUCGUCCCUUACACCUCGUUGAUAGGACUCCCCAUCAGAAAUGGUUCAUUCGAAGGGACAGGAAACUCAACCAUGAUAGUUGAUUUCCAUUAUAUGGUUCUCUCAUGCAGGAAAGCCUUUGAUGGACGCGAAUGGGUCAGCAACGGUUCGACAGCGCUAUCAUUUCAUAACACCAAUUCUGAACGUCUUUUGAAACAUCAAUUUAAUGAGGAAGGUAUGGGAUACCGCAAAAUCUGGCUCGAUUUACCGAACAGCUCAACAACUGCAGAGCAUAUCAAUGCCCAAUUGGAUGUCGAGCCACAGUCCAAGUUGCAACUUGUGAUGGGUGGCGAAUGCUUGGAUACACAACCAACUUCGAACUCUCUAGAUGUGGAACUUAUUCCGAUGCUAAGGAUCUGUGACAUAAGCACGUCAUAUAUCGACAUGGAGGUCACUUGCAGAAGAUUAGCAGCCGAUGCUGACUUGGUGUGUCAGGCUAAUCGGGUUCGACAUGCGCCUUCGUAUCCGAUCAAGGGCAACUGGACAGCACUUUCAAACUACAGGCUGCCUAGUAAAAUUCUAACUGAAUUGACAUACAUGGGUGCAAGUCAACAUGUCGCAGAACCUACUGUACUAGAGACGUAUCUAAGGGACCCUCUAGGAUUGUUUCGGCGUUCUCUUGGGGGUUACACUAGUGAUUACGAGCCACCUGGGUGUUUCUCCUCUCUUCCACCAUAUAUUUUGGAAAGAAGACUUGCGACUGCACUUAACACUAUCGUUAUGUCCUCAUAUGAGGUGAAUAUAGUAACCGGCGGAAAGGGAAUAGGUUCAGAACAAAACCAUUGGCAGAACACCACGGCGUCGUGGACGGAAUUCGACAGAGACAUAUACGUGUUGGAUAAGCCGUGGUUUAUUACGACAGUUGUUUCGACCGUGAUAUUAAUCAUUUGUGCUGUUGCUAACAUUAUUAUUCGACAACGCAUCAAGGCACCCGACUUUCUGGAUAAUAUCACCGGUCUUACAAGGGAUUCUCUGUUUAUUGAUUUACCUCAAAGCGGAAGUGGAAAGAGUGGUCUCGAUCGACUUGCAACGAUUAAGAAUGUUAGUGUUCGAAUUUGUGAUGUUUAUCCAGAGCGCGAGGUUGGAAGAAUUGCUUUGACGACGGAACUGAAUAGCCCAGGACUGAGAUGGGGUCGAAGUUAUGAUUGA